CCCAUCGAAAGCACAUGCACACAAGUCUACAUCACUGGUGCAGCUAUUUUUCUUAACCGUUUGUCGACAGUACAAUAUAAAGAGAACCACACCCGGCCAUUUUCCGUUCGUCACAUUACCUCGCCGCGGCCACGCCGGCAUCCGCGCAAUACUGGGUGAUAUGCAUGCAGUUCUUCCUCCGGAGCGUCCCAACAAUCCUUCAUACCGUGGAUGUCGCACCACCUUCGGCCUCAUGCAGCAAUGCAUCACCAACGCAGAGAACUCCGAGCAUCCCAAUGUGCAGUACCGAGAACUUCAAAAGCUCGAACAGACGCUGCGCCAACGCCUCCAUGCCCUGGACGCCAAGAAAGGAAUCCCAGAGAAGAUGACGAGCUGCCUGGACGAGCUUCGCGAUGCGGUCCAGGAGGCCUUCGAGGAGGGCAUCGAUACGGACUUCAUCCUCAAGGGGUUCGAGCAGAUGAUUGAAGAGGACGAGCCGACGCUUGAAGAGAGGGACGCCAAGAAGCUGCGGAAGAUGGUGCCGGAGGAGAGGCUCAAGAAGGUGUGGGAGCAGCUCAAGGAAGCGCGCGAGAAGAACAGGAAGCUGACGAACGAGAAUAACGACUUGGCAAUGCGCUUGAAGAGGGUGCAGGCGGAGCGUGACCAGCUGUUGAGGGAAGCUGGUAGGAGCCCGGGAGGUGCGAGCGGUCACGAGCACGUUCUGGGCUGGCAGGACGGGUAACGUCUUUCUUCCUGGCGCUGCUCACUUAUCUAAGGGACAGCAUUAAUGAACGGGCUUAAUUACUGGAUACGUGUUCUGUGAGAGAGGUGGGCAAGUAGCCCUCUUGGCGGAAAGUGGGUGGAGGUGCUGGCAUUGUCUUCACACGAUGAUGGCCCUUGACGAACAUUGUUAAUCGACGACAACCACAUAUUUCCUCAAAUUCACAAAGGCUACUACUGUCAUCAACUCCUACCCUUCUCAAAACACACGGACAAAAAAGAAGACAUCGAGCUCCAGAAGCUCGGGCCUUCGGUCGCUCAGCG
Trematosphaeria pertusa is the source of this 1023-nucleotide messenger RNA. RefSeq lists its product as uncharacterized. Bases 161 to 721 code for a protein of 186 amino acids. The record is from RefSeq and is a predicted model, not a curated record. The transcript has 3 exons. NCBI's taxonomy places the organism in Eukaryota, Fungi, Ascomycota, Dothideomycetes, Pleosporales, Trematosphaeriaceae.